AUGAAGAUUCUGGGAAUUCUGGGGGUGAUCACUGCUUGUGUGCAAGCAGCACCCUCCGUUUCGCAUAUCCACGCACGACAGCUUCUUGGAUCAUCAUUCGGUGUUCCUGGAAGAAACCAAACCUUUGCGUAUGUCAUUGUGGGUGGAGGCAAUGCUGGCCUUACACUAGCAACGAGACUUGCCGAGCAACAGACAGGAAGAGUUGCUGUCAUCGAAGCCGGUAGUUUUUACGAGAUUGGCAAUGGCAACAUCAGUGAGGUACCGGCUACCGAUGGAAUGUAUGCGGGCAAAGCCAAGGACGACUGGCAGCCUUUGGUGGACUGGGGCUAUAUAACGACUCCUCAAGCUGGAGCGCACGGCGAGGAAAUACAUUACCCCCGUGGAAAAUGCCUUGGUGGAAGUUCAGCAAGAAACUAUAUGGCCUAUCAGCGAGGCACGAAGUCGUCUUACGCGACCUGGGCGCGUCUCGUUGGUGAUGCAAGUUAUACCUUUGAUCGAUUCCUGCCAUCGUUCGAGAAAAGUUUGAAAUUCACGCCGCCUAAUAUGGACCUGAGAUUCAAAAAUGGAACACCCGAAUACGACCCGACUGUCCUUGGAGAUAGCUCUGGUCCUUUGUCGCUGACAUUCUCCAAUUACGUUCAAGCAUUCGGUACCUGGGCAACGAAAGGAUUUACGGCAAUGGGCAUACCGAUUAUAAAAGGGUUCCAAAGCGGCUCCCUGUUGGGACAGUCAUACAGCAUGUUUACAAUAAACGCAACAACAAUGACAAGAGACUCCUCGGAAACAUCCUUUCUCCGUCGCGGGCUAGCUUAUCCAAACUACAUGGUCUAUCAAUCCACUAUGGCGAAAAGAAUUAUAUUUGAUGGCGACAGGAAGGCCACUGGCGUGAUAGUGGACACCCAGGGGCUGGAAUAUGUCCUGUCAGCGACAAAAGAGGUCAUCUUGUCGGCUGGGGUGUUUGGCUCGCCGCAGCUCCUGAUGGUGUCUGGCAUUGGGCCCGCUGAAACUCUGCAAAAGUACGGCAUCCCGGUGAUUGCAGAUAGGCCCGGGGUUGGGCAGAAUAUGCAGGAUCAUAUCUACUUUGGCCCUUCAUAUAGAGUCAACGCGCCGACAUUUUCGUCCUUCAACAAUGCCGCCUUCGCGGCCCAGGCAGCCAGAGACUUCAACGAAAGGGCAGCUGGCAUGUACACCAAUCCUACGACAGAUGCCAUCGCGUGGGAGAAGGUUCCCGGGCCCUUACGCUCCACUCUUUCCAACAGUACGCUUAAAGACCUGGCGUCCUUCCCCGACGAUUGGCCUGAGCUGGAGUAUAUAUCUCUGGGUGCUUACUUGGGGUAUAUGAAUGACUCCACCAAGGGUGAUCCGAAUGAUGGGUACAAUUAUGCUUCGCUUGCCGUUGCGCUCUGCACACCGCUUUCACGGGGAAAUUUGACAAUCCAAUCCCCAGACGCUGGGGUACAUCCGUUAAUCAACCCCAAUUUUCUAACACAUCGUGCGGAUAUUGAGGUAGCAAUUGCUGGGUUCAAGCGUGUAAGAGCUUUCUGGCAGUCGGAAGCAAUGAAGCCCUUUGUGAUCGGUGAAGAGGCCUUUCCAGGCAUGCACAUACAAACCGACGCCCAGAUCGAAGACAUCAUACGAAGGAGUUUCCAAACCAUCUACCAUGCUGCCUGCACAUGCUCUAUGGGUCGCCGUAAUGACAAGAACGCGGUUGUUGAUAGCCAUUCGAGAGUAAUUGGCGUGCAAGGCUUGAGAGUUGUGGACGCGUCUGCAUUCCCGAUCUUGCCACCCGGUCAUCCCAUGGCUACAGUGUAUGCGUUUGCCGAAAAAAUAGCAUGCGAUAUUUCGCGAGCAUGCUAA
This is a messenger RNA of Microsporum canis CBS 113480, 1857 nucleotides long. RefSeq names its product glucose-methanol-choline oxidoreductase. Gene Ontology annotation, biological process: secondary metabolite biosynthetic process. The record is from RefSeq and is a predicted model, not a curated record. Gene Ontology annotation, molecular function: oxidoreductase activity, acting on CH-OH group of donors; flavin adenine dinucleotide binding. The coding region runs from base 1 to 1857 and encodes 618 amino acids. The transcript is spliced from 3 exons. NCBI's taxonomy places the organism in Eukaryota, Fungi, Ascomycota, Eurotiomycetes, Onygenales, Arthrodermataceae.